AUGUCAGGGUCAUCAAGGUCCCUUCUUAAGGCCAUAGAAACGUUAUUCUUAGACUGGCCCGACGAUGAAAAACAGAAAGAGCACCGUCAAAAUUUAGAUGAGGUAAUGACCCAGUAUUUGGACAAGCAUAAUAACUUGGCAACGCUUCUACUGACAACUAGUAUGAACGAUGAAUUGUACGUAAUAUAUGAUAAAUACAUAAAACCAUCUGAAGAUAUAUUACGUGAAUAUGUGUUUCUUGAUAUACUCAAAGAAGUCCUGUCAGUUUUUAAUAUUGAUGAAAUUAAUUUGUGGCUACGAACAUAUUUGAAACCAGCGUUGGAUAGUGCAGGAUACUUUUCACAAUUUGUCGAUAAAGCAAGAGAUCUUAUUAGGAAAAUAGCUAUCAACUAUUUGCAAACAAAUGACGAGAGUCUAAACUUUGAAAGAGGAAGAAUUGGAAGUAUAGUCAUGCACCAGAUCAUGGAGAUUUACCUCAACAACAAUAAAAGGCUAGAAUAUCUAAACUUGGAACCGAAUGAUAGCCAGUCAUAUCAAGAGAGGGUGCGGUUUAUUAAAUUCAACUGCUUAAAUUUGCUUCAAGAGUAUGGGUUGAAGCAUAUAUCUAAUUACACUAAAUUACUAGAUCAACAUUUGAAGGAUCCAACUGAAAGAUUAGAAACUUUAAAUUUAUUCCUGAAAUUAGUUGCUACACAAAGCUCGCAGGUCUCGUAUAUUAUUGAAUCAGAUUUGUUUUCAGAUCUAUUGAAAUGCCUUCUAUAUGAUUUUAAUGAUGCAUCAGUUUUUGCUUCGGCCACUGUGUUGGUGAUGCUAAUACCACAAGUUAGUACUAAACUUGGUCAACACUUACCGGACUUAUUUGCCAUCUAUUUGAGGUUAGUUAACUGGCAUGAGCUAAACAAAUAUGUAACAAACCGUUAUGAAUUGUUUAUGAAUUACAUGAGUGAAGAUUUCUUGUCGUGGAAAAUCGAUAAUACAGGGAAAGAAGCACACGCGACUGAAAUCAUAUUUGACUGGCAAUAUUAUGGGACUUUGUUGUAUGGGCUAUUUGUCUUGAACUUUAUCGAAUUUUCAGCAGCCCCGUUGAAGUAUUUGCAACAGCAUAAACCAAAAUUAAUCACUUUGGUGUUGCUCGAGGGAAUUGAAGCCAACAUCGAACAUGCAACCAAAAUGGAAUCUUUUGCCAUCGCAAAGAGUAAAGAGUUUUUACAAUCUUUAUUGUUACAUCCAAAGAUGAUCAGUUUAGAUACUUCUCAACAACGUGAACUUGAAGCUCCCGUUGAAUGGAUUCUACAACAAAACACAGGGUCGAUUUCUUCGGAAGAUAUAGCUAUUUCAUGUUUGAGUUUAAACCCACACAUUAUGGCCGAUGAAGCUUUCAAGAGAAACAACAUACCUCAUGAUCUUUGGUUUUCAAAGCGUGACUCAGUCAGUCAGAAUGAAUCACAUCAUCUACUCUCAAGGAACUCAUCAUUGGCUGGUCCAAUGUAUAUCAAUGUUAAGGAGAGUCAUACAAACAAACUUCUAUCACAACAAGCCAUAAAUGGCAGAAAAAUGUCUAUAAUACCUACAAACUUGAUGAUUGAAGAUGAUUCCAACAAUGGAGUUAAAUUCAAAGAAGUCAAGUUUAGCGACGACAACAUUUCUGAUGCAGAUAUAUCAUUCAAUGGUGGACUGUCUGAUAAUAUCAUGGGCAACUCCUCAUUAUCACUUCGAAACUUUCAGGAGAAUCACAAAACAACGGACCCUAUUCCGGAGUUACUAUCUACACAUGAAAAAUUAUAUGCAAAACAAGGAGACAAUGAUUCGUCUUAUAAUGACGAUAAGAAGUCUGUAAACAAUUUUAUUAAUGACAAGGGAAAAUACGAACUAAGAUUGUCUCGACCAAUUUCAUCACCAACCACAAACGUGGAGACAUCAAGUGUGUUCAAAGCAUCACCACUUUCAAAUGGAGUGAAAAAUAAUGCCGACACAGUUACCUUAAACUCUGUGAAUAUUCCUAAAACUAUUAGCGGAACUGCGAUCGAUUUUUACCAGAGAGAGUUAUUAUUGUACAAAAAUGAGUUAGAAUUUUCAAGCUACAUGAAACAUUUGAACAAGUUUUAUUAUUUGAAAUUAAAGCAAAAUAAACAACAAGAAACUGUCGAAGCAAGAGUUGAUACUAAAUAUGAGAGUUUAAAAGUUGUAUUGGAUGAGACAAAAGAAAAGUUGACAAAAUUAUCCACUGAUCAUGACGAGGAAAAGAAAAUAUUGAUUAAAAGAUUGGAAGAUUUGAACUUGGAGAAAGAAAAAUUGACCAGAGAGCUCAAUGACACCAUCAGCAAGACAUCUUCUGAUUUACUGAAGUAUGAUCUAUUAAUAAAGGAUGUUAUACCCACCAAAGAUUAUGAGAUUGAAAAUUUAAAAUUGAAAUUAUCAGCAUUGGAAGAAAAAUUGAAAGAGAGACCUGAAGAAAUGCAUACCACAGAUAGUGAGACCACAACUCAGUCACAUGUAGAAGUUGAUGCUACCGUCUACGACUUGAGAACAAAGUUGCAACUUGUCAAUGAAAAAUAUAACCAAACUGCACAGGAGCUUAAAUCAUCCAAUGAAGCCUAUGAUAAGAUGGUUAAAAAGUACGAAGAAAAGCUAAAAACUUCAAAAUUGAAUCUUCACGAAAACCUAAAUUCGUUCACCAAAGAAAACGAAAAGAAAAUUCAAGACCUAUUGACCACUAUAUUGAAAUAUGAGAAUCUUCUUGAAGAGAAAAACUCAAAAAUAUUACAGUUGUCUUCAUCAAAGCCAAUUUCCAUACCUAUUGGCACACCAAGGCCAAGCACCAGCAGCAACAAGCUGUCGAGACAUGACUCGUAUGAUCCUAUAUUUAGUUCGUCGGCUUAUUCACCUUCACAACUACUACAACAACAACAACAACAACAGCCAUCGCCUCACCAUCAUCAUUCUGGUAAUGACAUUACUGCUAUACAGCAUUCUACUCCUAUGGGACAACUAUCAAGUAGUUAUUUCCCACCACAACCUAUCCGCAAUAAUUCUGCACCUAUUACAAGUACUCCAGCUGCCUCACAGCAAGCAAUUCCAAUUAUAAGAGGCAGAGGUGGUUAUCAAAAGAGAUCUAAGAAAUUAAUGUGA
Molecule: messenger RNA, 3129 nt
Organism: Candida albicans SC5314
Lineage: Eukaryota; Fungi; Ascomycota; Pichiomycetes; Serinales; Debaryomycetaceae
Exons: 1
Coding region: 1-3129 (1042 amino acids)
Biological process (GO): regulation of cell cycle; negative regulation of TOR signaling
Cellular component (GO): TSC1-TSC2 complex
Source: RefSeq, a predicted model, not a curated record